Molecule: messenger RNA, 2292 nt
Organism: Leptosia nina
Lineage: Eukaryota; Metazoa; Arthropoda; Insecta; Lepidoptera; Pieridae
Source: the annotation of a GenBank genome assembly
AUGGAAGGUGUUAGAAGAGCUAAAGUGACUUGGAGCGAUGACUUAAGUCAUAAUUCUGAAGAGGAAAGAGAACGCGAACGGCAAGCGCAACUAGAACGGGAGUUAGCGCUUGUACCGGUGAAGCCGGUGUAUGAACCAGCCGAACUGCAAGCGCUGGUCUCCUACGUCAUGGACAUGACCACACUGUACGACCUGAGAGCGGAAGACUGGAAUGAGGAAACCAAAGCCGGGAUAGAAGACUGGAUCACCGAGCCGAAAGCGCUAAUACUCUGUGUAUAUUUCAAGGGCGAUAAGUUAAAGGCUGCUUCAGAUAUACCCUUGUCACCGGUUUAUGAUCUAACCUAUUUUGUUCGGCCACCGGAUUUUGUCUUUAAGGCUGAGAGCUUCCACGACGAUGUCGUGUUUGGCACGUUCGUUGAUUCCGUGGAAGCGAAUAUGAUUAAGCAGUUGGAGUCGGUGUUUGCUCCUUUCUUCUUUGCUGUUAACACGUGGCCGGAUAGUGUCAAGAGUGAAUUCUGCUCUCAAAUACAUACAUUUCUUGCGAAGUUAACUGACAUGUACUAUAAGAUGUUGGGCUUGACUGUCCUUUACAUCCCUCGGGAAGGUCUAAAUCUCACUUUUGAAAAGGCAAGCGCUGAUAGAGAGCUAGUAAAGCGGCUCGAGGGCGUCGUGGUUUAUUGGACGCACCAGAUUAAAUCUUGUAUUGAAGAUCAGUCGUCUGUUGCGUCGCAGAAGGAAUUGUUAUGUCCCAGUGACGAAUACGACUUCUGGGUGUACAGACAUGAGAACCUAAGCGCGUUACUGUAUCAACUGCGCAACCCAGCCGUAAAGCACAUUACGAAGAUUCUGGUGACCACACAUUCGACAUUUAUCCACCAAUUCCAGGCACUCUGCGACGAAAUCAAUCAGAAACUAAAAGAAGCGACGUCGAAUAUAGAGUAUCUUCAAGUGAUCAAGCAACCGUGUGCUAUACUCGAAUGCGUCGAUGACCCCGACGAGAUAGCUAACCACGUACCCCAAAUCAUUAACCUCUUCAGGUUCAUUUGGAUGGAGUCACCGUACUACAACUCGGAGACGCGGAUAACUAACCUCUUCAAGGCACUGAGCAAUCAGAUUAUAAUUCUAUGUAGGAAUUAUAUAAAGCUUGAAGAGCUCUUCGGUGGACAGACGAAGAAGGCGUUGGGCGAAUUCAGUAAAUGCAUAGAUUGCUGUAAGCGGUAUAGAGAGAUCUACGAAGUGAUGGCCGAAGCACAUAGCGACGUUAACCCUGGCAGCUGGGAAUUGGACAUCGGAGCUAUUUUUAACUAUAUCGACUCCUUUGUGCAACGUUGCUUUGAUAUGCUGGAUGUAUGUAAUUGCAUGAUUAUCUUUGGAAGGAUCGAUGAAAUGGAAGUCAUAAAUAAACCGAUGUUCGGAGGAGCGCGUGGCGAUCAAUUCGAGGCCAAGUGUGAUCAGAUUGAGCAUAUGUUCCACGACGCUUUGGACAACGUCAAAGCCGUAGCCGACACUAUUUUGGACGUCCAGGCGCCAUCUUGGUACGACGAUAUAUUGCAAUUCAGGACAGUCAUAAAGGAUAUUGAGAUAAUAAUUGAGAAUUUAGUCGAAACCGUAUUCGAGGGAGUGAACCACAUAGAGGAGGCGGUCGUAGCCUUGUAUUCUUUACACAACUAUUCUAAGCGGAAAAGUCUUAAACGAAUCUUCAAGAGGAAGACAGCUGAAGUGUGGGCCAUGUUUAGUGAUGAAGUGCAAGAAGCUAAGAAAGAAAUGGUUUCCGGGCGGGGACAAUAUCCCACGGAUCUGCCAUCUUUCUCUGGAAGGGCUGCUGUUCUUCGUAUGAGGAAGAAUAGACUCGCUUAUUUGAAAAAGGUGAUGACAGACGCUUCUGUGUGGCUCAUGGCUUGCAGCAACUCCGAAGACGUCAUUAUGCACGUGAACCGCCUCAUGGGCGCCAUUGAUGUAGCGAUUCGGGAACUCUUUAUAUCUUGGACGCACAAUUUGGACGAGAAAUGUGGAGCCGGCCUCAACAAAACUUUGAUGAGAAAGAGUGCUGAAAAUCCAGGUCUACUUGAGUGUAAUAUUGAUGUGAAUAUUCUGGAACUCUGCAAGGAAGCACAUCACUGGGAAAACUUGGGUUUAGAUAUACCUAUGCAUGCAUAUCAGGUGUACAAUAAAAGCAAGACAGUCUUCUAUGUUUACGAGAGUGUUCUGGCUGUGGUGAAAGGCUACAAUAAAAUCCUAGACUCGCUUUCAGACGAUGAGCGUCUCCUUUUCAAGCCACUAACUACGGUAUGA